GUCCUGCGAGAAGAAAUACACCAUAUUUGCAAACCCUUUGAAGAUUCAUAUUUUGUGUUUUUUGCCCCCUGACCACCUCCCACCCCUCCCCACGCCCCACCAAUCUUGGGCAAGAAGCAAGACCAUUCUCCUUUUUCUCUGGUCACUCCUGUCCUUCAGGGGGCUCCCUCUGGCCCCGACUGUCCAUUGCUGCUGAAGUAAUGCUGUGGCCUUUCUCAGUUUGGGCCCCACCCAAAACCGAAGAACUUCUCCCCAGAAAGCUUCUACUUGGUUCUUAGUGUUUUCACAGUUAUGGGAACCCAAGAACAGUGUCAGACCUAGGAGGUGCCCCACUACCCACCCUGUCUUUAUCAAUGUUGUCACCAAAGCUGUCACAAACAAUGGGGUGUGGGCUGUCACAUGGCCCUGCCUAAGUAACCACAUUCUCGCUUCCUCCUUCCACACACAGCCACUGGGGGUUGCUCGGAUCCGGGACUGCCGCAGGGGGUGCCACAGCAGUGCCUGGCAGCGUGGGCUGGGACCUUGUCACUAAAGCAGAGAAGCCACUUCUUCUGGGCCCACGAGGCAGCUGUCCCAUGCUCUGCUGAGCACGGUGGUGCCAUGCCUCUGCAACUCCUCCUGCUGCUGAUCCUACUGGGCCCUGGCAACAGCUUGCAGCUGUGGGACACCUGGGCAGAUGAAGCCGAGAAAGCCUUGGGUCCCCUGCUUGCCCGGGACCGGAGACAGGCCACCGAAUAUGAGUACCUAGAUUAUGAUUCCCUGCCAGAAACGGAGCCUCCAGAAAUACUGAGGAACAGCACUGACACCACUCCUCUGACUGGGCCUGGAACCCCUGAGUCUACCACUGUGGUGCCUGCUGCAAGGCGUUCUACUGGCCUGGAUGCAGGAGGGGCAGUCACAGAGCUGACCACGGAGCUGGCCAACAUGGGGAACCUGUCCACGGAUUCAGCAGCUAUGGAGAUACAGACCACUCAACCAGCAGCCACGGAGGCACAGACCACUCAACCAGUGCCCACGGAGGCACAGACCAUUCCACUGGCAGCCACAGAGGCACAGACAACUCGACUGACGGCCACGGAGGCACAGACCACUCCACUGGCAGCCACAGAGGCACAGACCACUCCACCAGCAGCCACGGAAGCACAGACCACUCAACCCACAGGCAUGGAGGCACAGACCACUGCACCAGCAGCCAUGGAGGCACAGACCACUGCACCAGCAGCCAUGGAGGCACAGACCACUGCACCAGCAGCCAUGGAAGCACAGACCACUCCACCAGCAGCCGUGGAGGCACAGACCACUCAAACCACAGCCAUGGAGGCACAGACCACUGCACCAGAAGCCACUGAGGCACAGACCACUCCUCUGGCAAACACAGAGGCACAGACCACUCAACCCACAGCCACGGAGGCACAGACCACUCCACUGGCAGCCAUGGAGGCCCUGUCCACAGAACCCAGUGCCACAGAGGCCCUUUCCAUGGAACCUACUACCAAAAGAGGUCUGUUCAUACCCUUUUCUGUGUCCUCUGUUACUCACAAGGGCAUUCCCAUGGCAGCCAGCAAUUUGUCCGUCAACUACCCAGUGGGGGCCCCAGACCACAUCUCUGUGAAGCAGUGCUUGCUGGCCAUCCUAAUCUUGGCGCUGGUGGCCACUAUCUUCUUCGUGUGCACUGUGGUGCUGGCGGUCCGCCUCUCCCGCAAGGGCCACAUGUACCCCGUGCGUAAUUACUCCCCCACCGAGAUGGUCUGCAUCUCAUCCCUGUUGCCUGAUGGGGGUGAGGGGCCCUCUGCCACAGCCAAUGGGGGCCUGUCCAAGGCCAAGAGCCAGGGCCUGACGCCAGAGCCCAGGGAGGACCGUGAGGGGGAUGACCUCACCCUGCACAGCUUCCUCCCUUAGCUCACUCUGCCAUCUGUUUUGGCAAGACCCCACCUCCACGGUCUCUCCUGGGCCACCCCUGAGUGCCCAGACCCCAUUCCACAGCUCUGGGCUUCCUCGGAGACCCCUGGGGAUGGGGAUCUUCAGGGAAGGAACUCUGGCCACCCAAACAGGACAAGAGCAGCCUGGGGCCAAGCAGACGGGCAAGUGGAGCCACCUCUUUCCUCCCUCCACGGAUGAAGCCCAGCCACAUUUCAGCCGAGGUCCAAGGCAGGAGGCCAUUUACUUGAGACAGAUUCUCUCCUUUUUCCUGUCCCCCAUCUUCUCUGGGUCCCUCUAACAUCUCCCAUGGCUCUCCCCGCUUCUCCUGGUCACUGGAGUCUCCUCCCCAUGUACCCAAGGAAGAUGGAGUUCCCCCAUCCCACACGCACUGCACUGCCAUUGUCUUUUGGUUGCCAUGGUCACCAAACAGGAAGUGGACAUUCUAAGGGAGGAGUACUGAAGAGUGACGGACUUCUGAGGCUGUUUCCUGCUGCUCCUCUGACUUGGGGCAGCUUGGGUCUUCUUGGGCACCUCUCUGGGAAAACCCAGGGUGAGGUUCAGCCUGUGAGGGCUGGGAUGGGUUUCGUGGGCCCAAGGGCAGACCUUUCUUUGGGACUGUGUGGACCAAGGAGCUUCCAUCUAGUGACAAGUGACCCCCAGCUAUCGUCUCUUGCCUUCCCCUGUGGCCAUUUUCCAGGGUGGGCUCUGUCUUGUUCACUGCAGUAUCCCAACUGCAGGUCCAGUGCAGGCAAUAAAUAUGUGAUGGACAAA
Messenger RNA from Pan troglodytes (chimpanzee), 2691 nucleotides. It is a transcript of the gene SELPLG, whose product is annotated as selectin P ligand. NCBI's taxonomy places the organism in Eukaryota, Metazoa, Chordata, Mammalia, Primates, Hominidae. The transcript has 2 exons. Gene Ontology annotation, biological process: leukocyte tethering or rolling. The record is from RefSeq and is a predicted model, not a curated record. Gene Ontology annotation, cellular component: plasma membrane. Bases 601 to 1899 code for a protein of 432 amino acids.